Messenger RNA from Odobenus rosmarus divergens (Pacific walrus), 1114 nucleotides. Its product is annotated as retinitis pigmentosa 9 protein-like. The record is from RefSeq and is a predicted model, not a curated record. The transcript is spliced from 8 exons. Lineage: Eukaryota; Metazoa; Chordata; Mammalia; Carnivora; Odobenidae. Gene Ontology annotation, biological process: RNA splicing. The coding region runs from base 1 to 663 and encodes 220 amino acids.
AUGUCUUCCCGGCCCGGGCGCGACGACGCGGGGGCCGGGGGCGUGCGGAGGCCGCGGGAGCCGGCCGAGCAGGAGCUGCAGCGGCGCCGGGAGCAGAAGCGGCGGCGGCACGACGCGCAGCAGCUGCAGCAGCUCAAGCACCUGGAGUCCUUUUAUGAAAAACCUCCUCCUGGGCUUAUCAAGGAAGAUGAGACUAAGCCAGAAGACUGUAUACCAGAUGUACCAGGCAACGAACAUGCCAGGGAAUUUCUGGCUCACGCACCAACGAAAGGACUCUGGAUGCCACUGGGGAAAGAAGUCAAAGUUAUGCAGUGUUGGCGUUGUAAACGGUAUGGUCACCGAACAGGCGACAAAGAAUGCCCUUUUUUUAUCAAAGGCAACCAAAAGUUAGAACAGUUCAGAGUAGCACAUGAAGAUCCCAUGUAUGACAUCAUACGAGAGAAUAAAAGACAUGAAAAGGAUGUAAGGAUACAGCAGUUGAAACAGUUACUGGAGGAUUCUACAUCCGGUGAGAAUGGGAGCAGCUCCAGUUCCUCGGAAUGUAAAGAGAAACACAAGAAAAAGAAGAAGAAAGAAAAGCAUAAGAAGAGGAAGAAAGAAAAGAAGAAGAAGAAACGAAAGUAUAAGUCUUCCAAGUCGAAUGAGAGUUCAGACUCGGACUGACAACAACUUGACUUGUUCCACAUUCUCUUCUCCCAAAUCAGACACUGUGGCCAAAGACCAGAGGAUGUGGAAUCGGGGAGGACUAGGAGAGAGCCGCCUAGAGAGCAGGGUAUUUGGUGUCACGUGUGUGAAUUCUCACCUGCCUUCCAGCAAAGAUGUGACCCCAGGAGGGGCUGUGAUAGGGUGGAAAAAACUGAUUCCUACACACUGAUGGGAAAUGACAACAGAGGCAAAUGAGACUUUGAGAAGACUAAAGGUCCUUCAAGCUCCUUUGAAAAAGGAGAGACCUUUGCUGUCCAAAUGGAAUCUGACAGCCUCAUACCACCUUCAACAUGGGGCAUAUAACCUAGACUGGUCCAGGAGACUAGUCCAUCUUCCUGGAUUGGUAAGUAGAACCAGGAUGACAUGUGACAAAACCAAACCACCAGGAGUCAGCUUUGGAACUCUUGUU